UAGCUGGGUAUAUUUAGCUGAUUGCAUUAUCGGAUCAGAUUUAGCCUGCAGUCCAGCAGAGUAGUGAACGUUAUUCCAGGCGAAUUCUGACUAGUAGUUAGCCAAGUAGUUAAGCUAACGUGAACAGCCUCCAUCUCUUUUCAGAAAAGUCUAGGUUAUCUGUAAGCGAAAGCGAAAACAAACCAUUUCGGACAUGUCUUCAGACGAAGACAGGGCCAAGGAAAUUUUGAAGGGCUUCAAACUAAACUGGAUGAAUCUUCGGGAUGCAGAGACGGGCAAAGUGCUGUGGCAGGGAACGGAGGACCUCUCUGUACCGGGAGUAGAGCACGAAGCUCGUGUCCCAAAGAAGAUCCUGAAGUGUAAAGCAGUGUCCAGAGAGCUCAACUUUUCUUCCUCAGAGAAACUGGAGAAGUUCAGACUGGAGCAGAAAGUUUUCUUCAAAGGACAGUGUUUAGAAGAGUGGUUCUUUGAGUUUGGUUUCGUUAUCCCCAACUCCACCAACACAUGGCAGUCUCUGAUAGAAGCGGCUCCAGAGUCCCAGAUGAUGCCAGCCAAUGUUUUAACUGGUAAUGUUAUCAUAGAGACCAAGUUCUUCGACGAUGACCUGCAUGUCAGUACUUCCAGGGUACGGCUUUUCUACGUCUGACAUUUACCCCCCCGAGUCUACUUUCCUGAAUGCUGACGCCCUGCCAAGGUCUGUAAAUUCCCAAGGUUAGCUACAAUUCGCAGUGGUAAAGAGCUCAUUGCUGACGUGGGAUCAGCAUGUUGGGGUGAAACCCAGCUGUGGCGCCACAAUCAGUCAAGUGAACUCGUGUUCUCUAGUUUUGUGUCGACUUGAAAACCUCUGGACCUUGGAAGAAGAGGGAAGAGGAGGAGAGAGAACUCGAUUGCUUCCCCUGUUCCAGGAUCACCUCUCUCUGUUUUCCCCUUCAGACUGUUUCACUGUAAACACGUGAUCACUGAUCUCAAGUCAGCUAGGGAAGCCCUCUGAAAUGACCCGAUUUGUGUUUUUUCUUUUUUGUAGUGCUGCCCUAUCUCACUCCCAGGUAGCAUUUACUCAGGAACAGAACAGAUGUGUAACCUUCUGUGAAUAGAUAUCAUGUUUUCUAAUCUCCAUGUAUCAUGUCAUGUCUGGUCAAAGAUGGACUGUUGUUGUUAAGGGAAGAUGAUGCACUCAAGCAGGGGUGGGGGAACUCCAGGCCUCAGGGGCCAGUGUCCUGCAGGUUUUAGAUAUCAGCCUAGGUCAACACACCUGAAUAAAAUGAUUAGUUCACUACCUCUGGAGUGGCCUCUGGAGAACUUCAAGACAUGUUGAGGAGGUAAUUUAGCUAUUUAAAUCAGCUGUGUUGGAUCAAGAAUACAUCUAAAACCUGCAGGACACCGGCCUUUGAGGCCUGGAGUUCCCCCACCCCUGCACUAGAGGGACGGAUGAGAUGAAAGCUCUCAUUGUCAUUUUAGGUGCUACAAAUUUUAUUGACAACUCAGAUAAAAUGUAUAAACCUGUUACAAUGAACACUGCAUAUUUUACAUAAUUCAAAUAUUAAGUAGUAUAGCCUUGAGGCGACUGUUGUUGUGAUCUGGCGCUAUAUAAAUAAAAUUGAACUGAAUUGAGCUCAUUUCCUCUGGCUGCGUCCCGUUUCAGAGGCUGUCUGUGAGCUCCCACAUUUCUCACAUGGUAUGUCUUUAUUAUAAGGGUGACAUUCCAAAGCAGGUGAAAUGCAGCCUCCUUCCUGCAUUUGAGCAACAGAAGGAGCACAACCUGUGCACUCUUCUCCUCCUCAGAUGGUCAAUGUUUUUUUUCUAGUCAUUGAUUAGAAUUGCUUGGUUUUUAUUGGAGAAAUGGAAGAAAUAUACAUUUGUGGAUAUAUUUAUCUUUACACAUUAACCCAUUGGUAAUGUUUCACUUUGAUGAGUUGAUGAGGCCCGUCUAACACUGCAGUGCUCAUCCCCUGUUAGUUUUCUAAAGCACUAACCUUAGCACGCUGACUCGUGACUGGGACAAACCCGCUUAACGUAAUGUUUGCAACAGUGGUUUCAAUGUAGUCUGAUAGAGGGCUACACAUGUUUGCUUGUUUUUUUUUCACUCCUCCAUGAAUUGUUAAAAUGAAACCUUCACACAGUUAUGACAUAAUUAAAAACUGUUGUUAUUCAUUGGUAGAACAAAACAAGCUUUUAUUCCAUUAAAUUAUGUUUUAAUUGACCUUCACAUGACUUAAUUCUGAUAUUUCACUUUGAAUAAAAUCAUUAUCAGGGUGAAACCAAAACAUGCGUCAUUUUAUCUUAGCUAGAUCCAGAUGGUAACAGCAGCUUAAAUUCUUUUACAACAUCUUUGCUUUGCAUAUUCUCACUAGAUUUUUAGCUUUGGCUUCCUGUGUAGUUCACACAUUCACCUCGUUAUGUGUUUUUCUUAGCUCCUAUCUGGGCUUUGUAAAAUAGAUUUGUGUUGUAAUAUAAUGGGAGGUGUGGAUUAAAGUUACAUGAUGUUGGAAUAA
Messenger RNA from Pelmatolapia mariae (spotted tilapia), 2492 nucleotides. RefSeq names its product phosphodiesterase 6D, cGMP-specific, rod, delta (gene pde6d). Gene Ontology annotation, cellular component: cytoplasm. The transcript has 5 exons. Gene Ontology annotation, biological process: sensory perception of light stimulus. The record is from RefSeq and is a predicted model, not a curated record. Lineage: Eukaryota; Metazoa; Chordata; Actinopteri; Cichliformes; Cichlidae. Bases 194 to 646 code for a protein of 150 amino acids.